Molecule: messenger RNA, 708 nt
Organism: Beta vulgaris subsp. vulgaris (sugar beet)
Lineage: Eukaryota; Viridiplantae; Streptophyta; Magnoliopsida; Caryophyllales; Amaranthaceae
Exons: 2
Coding region: 1-708 (235 amino acids)
Source: RefSeq, a predicted model, not a curated record
AUGGCUAGGAAAAAGAAAGCUAGUGCUUCUGCAUCCAGAGAAAUGACUUCAUCAUCGAUAAACACUCAUGAACCAGUGAUUAAUAAUGAUAUCACACCACAACAUGUGGCUAAAGGUACAUCUUUGAAAUUUAUAGCACCUACUGUUAAGAACGGAGGUUCUAUUGCUAGUCUUGAUAAAAAUGAAACUGACAAACUUUCUGAAAUAUGGGCUACUUCUUUGGUGAUAUAUAUUGUUGGUGUUACUCCUUCAAUAGGUGCUCUAACUCGAUUCAUUGAAAAAGAAUGGAACACUGUUGCUAAACCAACAAUAUAUUUACAUGACGAUGGUUUUUUUGUUGUUAAAUUUGGUAGUGUUGAUGAUAGAAAUGAAAUCUUAUAUGUUGGUCCUCAUAGCUAUAACAACAGACCCAUUAUAGUUAAGCCAUGGACAGCUAACUUCAACUUCAAUGAGGAAGUUCUAAAAGUGAUUCCUUUAUGGAUAAAACUACCUAACUUACCUUUGAAUUGCUGGAGUGCUGAUUCUCUCAGUAGAAUUGGUAGUUUGCUGGGUGUUCCUCUAUAUGCAAAUGAAUGUACAUCUAAACAAUUAAGAAUUUCAUUUGCUAGAAUUCUUGUUGAAAUAGAUGUCACAAAAGAUAUUCAGUAUCAAGUGCACUUUGAGGAUGCAAAUGGUGUUGUUAUUAAGCAACAGGUGAAGUAUGACUGA